Molecule: messenger RNA, 2296 nt
Organism: Priapulus caudatus
Lineage: Eukaryota; Metazoa; Priapulida; Priapulimorpha; Priapulimorphida; Priapulidae
Product: epidermal growth factor receptor substrate 15-like 1
Exons: 10
Coding region: 104-2296 (730 amino acids)
Biological process (GO): endocytosis; endosomal transport
Cellular component (GO): clathrin coat of coated pit; cytoplasm; plasma membrane
Molecular function (GO): cadherin binding
Source: RefSeq, a predicted model, not a curated record
CAAGUAUGGAAGUCGAGCAACUCCGAUCGAUGCAGUUUUGAUUUUCAAAGUGAAAAAUUCGAGAGUCCGAACUUUUGAUGGGUCGUAGCUGAACGUCGUCGUCAUGGCUUGCUCCCCACCGUCGCUCUCGGCUAUCUCGGGCCACCGCCACAACGUCUACGAGGCGCUGUGGAGCCUCGCCGACGCUGCAGGCAGCGGUAGCGUCGGAGCGCUCGACGCCGCCAACAUACUCAAGAAAUCCAAGCUCUCUGACAGCGUUCUCGGCAAGAUCUGGGAUCUGUCGGACAGAGGAGCCAAGGGUUUCCUCGACAAGGAGUGCUUCUUCACGGCGAUGAAGCUCGUUGCGCUCGCGCAGAACGGCAAGGAGGUCAGCCUCCUCAACAUCCGUGACAACACGAUCGCGGCGCCCUCUCUUGGCGACUACCUGCAGCAGCAGCACGACGGCUGGGCGAUCGCCGCGGCCGACCGCGCGCGAUGGCAGCAGAUGUUCGACGCUCUCGGCCCCAGACGCGCCGCGCUCUGCUGUCGGCGCGACAAGGAAGCGGGGAUGGUAGGCGAUGCAGCCAUAGCGAAGGAGAUCGACGUGAUUGCGCGGGAGCUGGAGGAACUAGCAAAGGAGAAGCUAGUGUACGAGCAGGACAUCACACAGACGCAGGCGGACAUUAGGAUCCGGACGGGAGAGAUGAAGUCCCUACAGAGUGAGCUGGACACGCUGUCGGUCACUGCCACUCAGCUUGAGAACCAGAAGGGAGAGGCGCAGAAACGACUCGAUGAACUUGACCUACAGAGGACGAAACUAGACAAUACUGUUCAAGAUUUGAAGCAGAAAUGUGAUGAAGAGGCAAAAGCAAUAAGAGAUGUGAAACAGCAGCUGGCCACGCAGGUGGACGAUGUGAAGGGGCAGGCGGAGCAGCUAGCGGAGUCACGGGUGGAGCUGACGGCGCUACGUCGCGACGAGCACACACUGCAGACGGACGCAGACGUCGCCGCCACCGAACUAGACAAGGUUGGGUUGGCGUUGCAGCAGACGCAGACGACAAUGAGCAAGCUGAGAGAGCAGGUUAAGUCGACGGAGACGAUGCGAGACGACAUCGAGGCAGUCAUGAGACGUCUCGACUCUUGCCUCGCCUCGAGUGACGUCACGGGCGUCGACGACGCAGACCUCAGCGCCACCUACAGGCUGAGUCCGAGCGUGCAGCAGCAGCUGGCGCCCUCGCUCACCAACGGACCCGACCACGAGGCGUUCGGCGCGAGCAAGAUGCCGGAUCUGGUUGCCGGCGGCGACGACGAAGCGUUCGCAGAAGCCGACCCAUUCAAGGGCGACGACCCCUUCACGAACCACGACGUCGCCGCCGCCGCCGAAGCGUUCGGUGGCGACCCCUUCAGGGACACGAUGGCGGGCGACGCCGCGCUCGCGUCCGACCCGUUCGAGGCGGCCGACCCAUUCGCCAACGCGACGCCAUCUUCCACGUUCGACUCCGAUGCCGUUUGCGGUCGAAGAAAGAGAGCGGCGGCGCCGAGCCGGCACCGCUGCCGCCCCGAUCAAGUCGGCCGCGCGCCGCGCGAUCUAAAGUCGGCCCGUGGCCUCCGCCGCGACCCGACUAACGCGAGGUCGGAAUCGCCGGCCGCCCCCUGCCGCGGCCGAGAGUCGCCGAUGCGCCGGCCGCGUUCCGCGCACCUAGCGCCGGCGUUCGGCGCCACGCGGCCGCCGAGCAGAGCGCCAGUUUCAAAGGUGCCAAACGUCACGGCCUGCGGCGACCCCGCUGACCCGUGGGGCGGCGCCGCCUCCGCGGCUGCGCGUCGCGCCCCCUGCCGACUCGCGUUCGGCGGCAGCGCCCGUUUGCGGACAUCGGGCGCGGCAGCGUGUCGCGAACCUUUGCCGACUCGCUGCCGAAUUCGACUCUGGUUGCAAAAAGCGAGGAACUUGGCAAUGCGCGUGGGGCGGCGGGGCGGCGCGGACUUUGAGGCAGCGUUCGUGCCGCCGCCGUCGUCGCCGCCCAAGACGACCGAGCGCGCGGCGGUCGCCACGGCGACGUCCACGACGUCCAGCGGGAAGAAGUCGCACAUGUUCGGGUUUAAGUCUCGCAGCUCGCUGAAGAAGGAGAAGGAGAAGGAGAAGAAGGAGAAGCUGGCGUCGGCGAGGGGGAUGUCGGAAGACGACCAGCUCGCGUGGGCAACGUCGGAGAGUCGCCACCUGGAGGAGGACAAGCGCAAGCAGCGCGCUCUACAGGAGCAGCAGGAUCUAGAGCUAGCGAUAGCACUGAGCAAGGCAGAGUCUGAGAACGCUAGGAAGUAG